UCGAGGCUGUAAGUUCUACCUUAACCAGAUGGUGAUCUGUCCAUGACAAUGGGGAAAUGACAGGAGUCCCCACCCAUGGAACAGCACCCUGAUCAGAGCAAAAGACCAAAUUGAGCAUGUGACCAACAUCAGGUGUUUGUCCAGAGACCAUUUGGGAUAGGCCCACAGUCGUCAUGGCUGCUAUGAACUCUUGAGCCGCUCCGGACAACCCAGUCCCAGAAUGAACAUUAAAGUGACCCAGGUUGUGCCAACUAGGCAACCAGGUCCGUCAGCUCAAUUAGGGACUCCGCUGGGCGGCGGGGUGAUCAGUACACCAGCAGAAGUCCUAGUUUAUCCGUGAUCUCUAGACUUGGGUACAUGCAUUCAAUAUAGGCCAAAUUAUGAUUAGCUGAUAACUCUCUUUAUCACAUAAGGUAGAGGUAUAUGUGUAGUGGUGUGUGUGUGUCUGUUUUAAAGGUUACAGGGUAUAAUAGGCUAUAGCCCUGCUAACUGGGCAAAAGAGACAUCUUUUAAAGGGGUAAAUGUCUCAUAUUUAACAGGGGAAGAACUAUCCUUCAGCCCUCGAGUGGCUGUCACAUGUAUCUACCUUGUGUUUCUUUUAGGUUGUGAGCCUCGCAUCUUAUUCUUUUUUCUGUGCAAACUGCUUAGAACUUUUGUUGUUGAAAAGCAGUAAAUAAAUAUCUAUAUUAUUAUUUCUCCAAGACGGGCCAUGCGUGGUGACGUGGUAGGAAGGAGGCGAUUGGCUGUUCUCCAAGAAGGGCCAUGCGUGGCGACAUGGUGGGAAGGAGGCGAUUGGCUGAGUUUGCAAGCAGAAGCACCUGAUUGGGCAGUGGGGAUUCCAUAUGCAGAUAAGGAGGAGGGGCCUGUGAUGGUUAAGCCCCUAUGUGCUAUGGAAUCCUUUUUCAAAAGGCACUUCUGGAAGAAGACUGUGUCAUUGGGGCCCCGGCGUAGCAGUGUGGUGGCCCUGCCUGCUAGCAAAGCAAGGCGGCGCUCUGUGGUGGGCCAACCCUCUGCUGCACUAACACAACGCCGGCGCAGAUCCAGUGCCCAGCUGCAAGGGCUUUCCUGCUUAGGCUCCCGGCGCAGGCAUAGGCUGAGUUACCGGAGGCGAUCCAGCACCACUACACCUCGCCUGAGCCCUAGGUUUUCUGUCCAGAAGAAGCGUGGAGGCCACGUGCACACCAUAGAUACGCACCUUGUAGGCCCAUCCCUAUUGCUGGCCAGCCUCAUCCAGGUGUGUGAGGAAGAGGAAAGGAGGCUAUCGCUUUGUGCUGAAAGCUCCAACUCGGAGUCCACCAAAGAGAGGCUAGAAGAGAGUGACUGGAGUGAGGAGACGGUCUCCUCAGACUCUGAAGAAGCUAGCCUGACUGCAGAGCAAGAGAGCAAGGAGCUGCAAACGGAACUUUCCCUGUACACUGGUCCACCUGUGCAGGAAUCUGCAGGCCUGAGGCCUUUCCUGCGAGGCCCUCUCUGCCUGCGUCGCAGGUCCUCCCACCUCUUACCUGCAGAGUUUGUGCACAGCAGAGCAGCCUAUGGGCUUCAAGGCUGCUACAGAUGUUUCAGCCAACAGCGGCGCUCAAGCGAAACCCUCAACCCAGUUGCUUUGCUCCAGCCAUGCAGAACACGGAAGGCUGCCAGGAGGUGGAAGGUGCCUACUGGAACCAGUUGGCUGCCAGUGACUACACAUACAGGCCUGGGAAUCGAUCCUGUCCACAGUGGCUGUGGCAGCACCUCCACUGAAGGCUGCAGUGCCCUAUUGCCAAAAGCUAUUGCCAAGUCUGGUCUCCAGCACAUGAUAACCCAGCCAGUCCCCACACUAGCCCUAAGAAGUGACUCGGAGAGGGAAAUUCGCAGUACUGUCGAUUGGAGUGAGACUGCAGUUUACGGGGAGCAUAUAUGGUUUGAAACCAAUGUCUCUGGGGACUUCUGCUACGUUGGAGAGCAAAACUGUGUAGCAAAAAUGCUGCAAAAACCUCUGUCUAAGCGCAAGUGUGCAGCAUGCAAGAUUGUGGUCCACACACCCUGCAUAGAACAGCUAGAGAAAAUAAAUUUCCGCUGCAAGCCUUCCUUCAGGGAAUAUGGAUCAAGGAAUGUACGGGAGCCUACGAUUGUGCGGCAUCAUUGGGUACACCGGAGACGCCAGGAAGGGAAAUGCCGACAAUGUGGAAAGGGUUUUCAGCAGAAAUUUGCCUUUCACAGCAAGGAGAUUGUAGCCAUCAGCUGUUCCUGGUGUAAGCAAGCAUAUCAUAGUAAAGUUUCGUGCUUCAUGCUGCAGCACAUUGAGGAGCCCUGCUCUCUGGGAGCACAUGCUGCUGUUGUCAUCCCACCCACUUGGAUUCUGCGGGUCCGGCAUCCUCAAAACCCACUAAAGUCAAGUAAGAAGAAAAAGAGGACGUCUUUCAAGCGGAAAUCCAGCAAGAAGGGGCCUGAGGAGGGGCGAUGGAAACCCUUUGUCAUCAAGCCCAUCCCAGCACCACUUAUGAAGCCACUGCUGGUGUUUGUGAACCCCAAGAGUGGUGGGAAUCAGGGAACAAAGAUCAUCCAGUCAUUUAUGUGGUACCUAAACCCUCGGCAAGUUUUUGAUCUCAGCCAAGGAGGCCCCAAAGAGGGGUUAGAGAUGUACCGUAAAGUGCACAACCUGCGGAUUCUGGCAUGUGGAGGAGAUGGUACGGUGGGAUGGAUCCUCUCUAUCCUGGACCAUUUACGCCUGAAUCCUCCACCUCCUGUUGCCAUCCUUCCUUUGGGAACAGGAAAUGACCUGGCAAGAACACUGAACUGGGGUGGGGGUUACACAGAUGAGCCCCUUUCAAAGAUCCUGUCACACGUUGAAGAGGGGGAGAUUGUGCAGCUUGACCGCUGGAAUCUACAAGUGGAGCCAAACCUUGAGGCAAACCUUGAAGAGAAAGAUGAGACUUCUACAGACAAGCUCCCUCUUGAUGUCUUCAACAAUUAUUUCAGCCUUGGCUUCGAUGCUCGGGUGACACUGGAAUUCCAUGAGUCCCGAGAGGCCAAUCCAGAGAAAUUUAACAGCCGGUUUCGGAAUAAAAUGUUCUAUGCUGGGACGGCUUUCUCUGAUUUCCUCAUGGGGAGCUCCAAAGACUUAGCGAAACACAUCAGAGUGGUGUGCGAUGGGACAGACUUGACCCCUAAGAUCCAGGAUCUGAAACCUCAAUGCCUCGUCUUCCUGAACAUUCCAAGGUACUGUGCGGGCACCAUGCCUUGGGGCAACCCUGGGGAACACCAUGACUUUGAGCCCCAGCGCCAUGAUGAUGGCUGCCUUGAGGUCAUUGGCUUUACCAUGACAUCUCUGGCAGCACUACAGGUGGGUGGCCAUGGAGAGCGGUUGCACCAAUGCCGGGAGGUGCUGCUCACCACAUCCAAGGCCAUUCCCAUGCAAGUGGAUGGAGAACCCUGUAAGCUGGGGGCCUCCUGUAUCCGCAUUUGCUUGCGCAAUCAGGCCAACAUGGUGCAGAAGACCAAGAGGCGCAACUCCAUGCCACUCCUCAAUGACAGCCAGCAGCCAAUUCCGGAACGGCUGCGGAUCCGCGUGAGCCGUAUUGGCAUGCAUGACUAUGAGGCCCUCCACUACGACAAGGAGAAGCUCAAGGAGGCCUCUGUGCCUCUGGGAAUUAUUGUUGUGCCAGGAGAUAGUGAUCUGGAGAUGUGCCGGACCCACAUUGAGAGGCUGCAGGAGGAUUUCUCUCCGUGCCCUUCUACUAUACAGAGCCUGUUCCCACAGGAAGGGGAUGGAGCCAAACCAAAGACAUUGUCGUGCCAGAAGCUAUCCCCCAAGUGGUGUUUUCUGGACUCAACUACUGCAGAUCGCUUUUAUAGAAUAGACCGUGCCCAGGAACAUCUCAACUAUGUGACGGAGAUCUCCCAAGAUGAGCUCUUUGUGUUGGACCCAGAGCUGGUGCUCACCCAGACAGUGGGCACAUCUCCUGCCAUGCCUGACCUUGUUGAUGUGCCCACAACACCCACAAGGCAACACCUUGAUCUACCAGCUUCACCACCAUCUACACCAGUCUCCAGCUCGGAAGCAGGGAGCUGCCAUCCCAUCAAAGCUCCUGCUGAGAUUCUAGAUGUGGCAGAAGAAGAGAAUGGCGAGACAAGUUUGCACCAGGCUGCAGCUCUUCGCCAGCGCACCAUCUGCCAUUACAUCGUGGAGGCUGGGGCUUCACUAAUGAAAACUGAUCUGCAGGGGGACACGCCCAAGCAUAGAGCUGAGAAGGCAAAUGACCCCGAUCUGGCUGCCUACCUCGAGAAUCGACAGCACUACCAGAUGAUCCAGCGAGAGGAUCAGGAGACAGCUGUAUAGCACUCAGUGUGCCUUAUACUUACCUACUGUAGGUGAGCAGGAGCAGAGUGGCACAGGAGUUGGCCAGCCUUUCUUUGAAUACCCAACACAGAGAAUGAGCAAGAGCUUUGUUUUGGGCAUGGCCACAGCACUGUUAUUUAUUAGUGUAGUGGAUGUUGAGCAGAACUGGCUCCACGUCCCCCACCACAUUCCAUGGAUGGACUCUGCUGUCACGGUCCCUGCCCACCUUCCAGAUCCUGGAGAGAGCCAUUACUGCUCCCUCAAAGCAUUGGGAAGGAAGCUCUUGUUCUCUGCCAACCAUUGCUGCUCCUGGUGUGUGCUAUCUCCAAGGGGCAGACUCUGUUGCCUUUUCAGGUCUCCUGCCGCUCAGUCCUCCCAAUCCGUGAUUACCAGCCAUGGAUGCUGCUUUUCUCAAUAAUUUCACCAUUAGUAGUGUUCAUUGUCCUGGUAUAUCCUGUUACUGGAAAUGGGCGGUGCAGUUCUUGAGACACAGCAGAACAUAGGGGUGGGGAUGCUGCUGGUGUGCUGCCUCGGUUAUCCACACAUUGCAACGUUCAGUUGUUUACGUGGACCUUGGCUGACGGCCGUGUGGGCAGGCAGCCCGAGUACUCAACACAAGCCAUAGAGCUGUUGUGCACCCUCCCCAGCACAGCAUAUCUUCCCCAGCAUACCUUCUCUUGGUUAAUUUCUCUUGCCCUGUGGGACCUUCAUGGUGAGGGGUGUUUAUUUAACAGGACAAAAGCACCUGGCAUGGUCCAGGAAGUACCAUGCCACACAGACCCUUUCCUCCAGGUCAAAGCAGGCUGCUCCAAGCUGACUUCUGAGCCUGCUGUACUAGAAGUUUUGAGCAAAGUGCCUCCUCCCUGUCUUUCCUUUUUCCUCCAGCUUUUCUCCUCCAUUCUUACAUACACCAUUUUCCUCUCCUUUUCACACUCACUGAUUUGAAGUACAAUCUGUUGUGAAUGUGCAAGAACAGCAGUGGUUGGCUGUAGAGAGUUUGCUGACAGCGGGGCUCAAAGCUCAUCCUGAAAUAGCUAGUUGCUAAAGGCAGUCCUGGUUGUCUUUGUACUGUGGGGGCAGGGGGCACUUUUUCUUUUUGGGAUGUAUUGCUGCUCCUAUUGCACAAAAGGUAAAGGGAACUGAGUCCAUUGGCCAGUGUUAAUUGCACACUGAAUCCAUUUAUCCAGGGACCAGUAGCUAGAGGUGCUAGCAGUAAGGGAUGGAAAAGUUUCCACAUAGCCCUCUGAUUUCUACUCUACAUUAGAAUAAUCCUUGCCACUUAUUCCUAGGUUCAGCAUAGGCAUGCAUGCCCACCUGUCCAACCUCCCAUAGAGUCUCCCUAGUCCAUUUGUUGCAACUUAGUAUAGAUAUUCUUCAUGCAUGCAGGUGUCCUGUUCUUUGGCCCUGGGCAGCACUGCUGCAAGCAGACCAUCUUAAGCUCUUUUUCGGUUUUCCCAUCUCUUGCUCUUUUUGUCCCUUAGUUUUGCUUUAAAAAGAAAAAAGGUUGGACGAACUCAAUCCUUGACAUGACCAGGCAUGUAUAAAGAGAGUCCUGUUUUCAACAGGGAGGCCGAUGUCUUGUCCAAAAUAUUCUGGAACAGCUGCACUUAACCAACUUCUAUCUCUCUUGCUGUAAAGCUAAUUUUAGUCAUCUGCAAAACCUAUUGAGUUAGGUAGCCAGCUGGCCUGGUGCUGGCUCCUUAUAGAGCGAGAGCAACAGAGAGACUCAGCUGAUUGUGAGCAGCCAAGCCUGCCAGAAGGUUAGGGGCCCAAGAGCUCUGCUUAGUCUUAAGAAGAACUGGUUGGCAAGGAUGAAAAGCUUUUGAUGAGUUUAAAUCUCCAGUUUGGGGGGGGGGGGAGGGAACACAUCUCAAUGAGGCUGCAAGCUGUCUUGGAAGACACAUGACUUCCUAUGGGAUGACAACAGCAGUGGACUGCAAGGGGGCAUUGCAUAAUAGGGGGCUGCAAAAGAAGUAUUUGCUCAUGACCACUUUUGACAUGGCAUAUCUUAGAAGGCAUAGACCAGCUGGUGGGGAGAGGAAGUCUGCACACAGAUGAAUCGAUGUGUGUUUACCAUAGAUUCCAGAGUCUGAAUUUGGAAGGAUAGGUUGCAAGAGGCUUGUCAUGCUUAUUUCCCGCAUCUUGCAGUGCUCAGUAAGAUUAGAGUUGGAACUUGCUGCAUUUCAUCCCACUAUUAUUACUCAAUAGGAACAGACUUGUGCCUGCCUGGAAGCUUAUCCUCCUUCAAGACUGAAUUUGCUAGUGUUGUGUACCUCUACCUUUCCUUUUACCUCUUCUUUUUUUCUGUAUCUGUACCUCCUAUGAUAAUAGAGGUAUUGAGAAUCCUUGAUAGCAACUGUGCUUGGUGUGUGCACUCUCCCAUGUGACCAUUUGAAUCCUUUUGGGGCUUGAUUUUCCCAUCUAGCUGUGUCCCUCUCCCCACCUAGACAUGGCACCAAGACCAUACACAAACCCACUUUACACACCACUGUAGGGUCAGUUCCUAGGUGAUUGAUGGGAGUUCCUAAACCAGAAGUUCAAUUAGGUAGCAUCUUGCAUAGUGUUUCCUUGCUUUCCUGUUCAGAGCUAUAGUAAAAAAACCUUGCUCUUCAAGCAGUUCCGCUUGGUACAGACUCUCAGCCACAUGGUAAGUUCGAUCAGCCAGAGGCCUUUGGCCCAGCUCAGCUGCCAUAUCAGUAAAGGCAGUUCCAGUUUUCCUCCUUGCAUGACAGAUACUCCAGGUCAGAUGGACAAUAAUGUCCUGUCAUCACAGGGCCCAGGGCCCCACCACCAAGUAGUGACAGAACAUCAUUUUGGUCUUUUUGAGUUGUGAAAACUGUUCUCCUAUAGCUGGAUCUACAGGCCAGCCCCCUGGAAGCAUUUACACCCUCAUGAGCCUGCUGCCUCUUCUUCCCUCCUUUUAUAUGUUCCUUAAACGUUGUACAGGUAGUUCAAAAGCACACUGUUUCCCCAUCUCCUCUGUAUGUGUGUUUGUGCACGCGUGCGUGUCCUAAGCUGAGUUGCUGUGCAAUUCAAACUUUGGCUUGUUUUUAUUCCAAGGGGGAGGAGUGUUUUGAGCGUGGCUCUUUUUCUUUUUCCCCCUUCCCCUCUUCCCUGUGCAAUACCUACUUCCUGUCUCCUAGAUUCUGACUAUUAGGACACUUUUGAUUGAUUGACUGACUGUAUUUUUUGUAACUGUGUUGGGAGCUCAUGCUUCCAUUGGCUUUCUUCUUUGACCGUUUAAAUGUUUUGUUGGGUUUUGCCAUUAAAAUAUAAUGAUGAACA
This is a messenger RNA of Hemicordylus capensis (graceful crag lizard), 7603 nucleotides long. RefSeq names its product diacylglycerol kinase zeta (gene DGKZ). The record is from RefSeq and is a predicted model, not a curated record. NCBI's taxonomy places the organism in Eukaryota, Metazoa, Chordata, Lepidosauria, Squamata, Cordylidae. The transcript has 31 exons. Gene Ontology annotation, biological process: diacylglycerol metabolic process; regulation of synaptic transmission, glutamatergic; intracellular signal transduction. Gene Ontology annotation, cellular component: nucleus. Bases 710 to 4318 code for a protein of 1202 amino acids. Gene Ontology annotation, molecular function: ATP-dependent diacylglycerol kinase activity; protein binding.